AUGGCUUCUGACCAAGAAAUCGAUGAAGCGGGCAAUCCACCUUCAUCGCCAAAGAAUAUUUACAAAGAUCCAGAUGAUGGGCGCCAGCGCUUCCUACUUGAACUGGAAUUUGUCCAAUGCUUAGCUAAUCCGACAUACAUCCACUACUUGGCUCAGAAUCGAUACUUUGAGGAUGAAGCUUUCAUUGGAUAUUUGAAAUAUCUCCAGUACUGGCAACAGCCUGAAUAUGUCAAGUUUAUAAUGUAUCCACAAUGCCUAUACUUUCUGGAGCUUCUUCAGAAUGCAAACUUCAGGACUGCAAUGGCUCAUCCUGCCAACAAAGAAUUGGCACAUAGGCAGCAAUUCUAUUUCUGGAAGAACUACCGAAACAACCGACUGAAGCAUAUCUUACCCAGGCCUCUUCCUGAACCGAGUGUUGCACCCCCAUCUUCGGCUGUGGGUCCACCUUCACUUGUUCCUCCUGCACCUUUAUCUGCUCCUUCUCCAGGUUCGGGACCUGUCCCGUCUCCAGCGAGUUCAGCACUCUCGCCAAUGCAAUAUGGGAUCCAAUCUGUAUCGAAUCUCCCAAAGAAUGAUCCAAGGAAUAGCGGGAUAAGAAAGAGAAAGUAA
This is a messenger RNA of Oldenlandia corymbosa var. corymbosa, 609 nucleotides long. The record is from the annotation of a GenBank genome assembly. Lineage: Eukaryota; Viridiplantae; Streptophyta; Magnoliopsida; Gentianales; Rubiaceae.